AUGGAUCAGUCAACUUCAAAUCAAGAUCUGGCUUCAGGCUUUCGAUACAUAUCUCCACGGAAAAGAAAACAUGAAGGUUCGCUCGCCACCGUUAAGAACACACGCGCGAAAACAACCCCAAAAUCGGGAAAGACGAAAAAUGCCGUUGGUCUAACUGGCGACGCCUCUCCCAUUAUCUCAACCACAAAGGGCAAAUCUCCGAGAGUCAAGAAGGUGUCAUCUGCUCCCACUGAGGAACGUCGAUUGAGGAGGUUUCGCAGCGCCCCUCCAAAGAGUUAUCGUGAACGCUUAGAUCGUGCAAUUAGCCAGCGCAUGUUCGUGGUUGGACAGGCCAUUGCCGGCACGGACGAGAACCGUGAACUGGAGUUCGAUAUCGUCGGGUCAACUGGUAACAUCUACAAGACGGUGAUCAGGAAGGAGCCGGCCUGCAGUUGCCCAGAUGCGAGGAAUGGCAACCAAUGCAAGCAUAUUUGUUACGUCCUAGCGAAGGUCCUGAAGGCCCCCGCCGAGCUACAGUACCAACUUGCUUUCCUCUCUUCCGAAAUCCGCGAGAUCUACGACAACUCCCCGCUCCGCAAUGUGAAAGACAAGGCCGAAGACCAUGAAACAGAUGGCAAUCGCAAGCCUGUAGAAGGAGAGUGCCCAAUAUGCUUUAUGGAGUUCAAUCCAAGCGAGGAAGAAAUCGUUUGGUGCCGGGCGGCCUGCGGCAACAACAUUCACAAGACCUGUUUUCAGCAAUGGGCGGCGACGCAAAAUUCCCAGGGCAUCCGCUGUGUUUAUUGUCGCUCGCCCUGGCAAAACCAAGAUGUCGAUUGCAAACCUGACAUGAGCUUGGAACAACUCGUGGGCGAGGGUCAAGUCGGAGAAGACGGGUAUGUCAAUGUGGCAAGACAAGUAGGCUUAUCUGGUGAACGUGACUAUUCAAGCUAUCAUCAGUACUGGGUGCGCCGGCAUUUAUCUUAUUCUGGCUGGCGUGAGUACGAUGACGAGCUGGAAGAGGAAGUGGAUUGA
Molecule: messenger RNA, 1011 nt
Organism: Aspergillus puulaauensis
Lineage: Eukaryota; Fungi; Ascomycota; Eurotiomycetes; Eurotiales; Aspergillaceae
Product: RING finger protein
Exons: 6
Coding region: 1-1011 (336 amino acids)
Molecular function (GO): zinc ion binding; ubiquitin protein ligase activity
Source: RefSeq, a predicted model, not a curated record